Molecule: messenger RNA, 2881 nt
Organism: Varroa destructor (honeybee mite)
Lineage: Eukaryota; Metazoa; Arthropoda; Arachnida; Mesostigmata; Varroidae
Biological process (GO): regulation of transcription by RNA polymerase II
Cellular component (GO): nucleus
Molecular function (GO): sequence-specific DNA binding; DNA-binding transcription factor activity, RNA polymerase II-specific
Source: RefSeq, a predicted model, not a curated record
GUCUUUGAAUGAGUAUGUAAACAUGAGUGGAGACGAAACACUCGACACAGAGAAAAGACAACUUUCUAAUCGAACAAUAAAAAGGAGAUCCUGAUUCAGUCGACGGCCAUAAACAGCCGCACCUCUGUUUAAGCUUACUUAACUUCGAAGUUGGUGUUGCGGUGAAAGUAAAAAAUACACAUAUGUUAGAUAUGUGCUUCGGGGGCGUUCUAUCGCGGUUACGGCAGCCAUCACGAAGUACCUGUUGUCGAAGACAAUAACGGCAGGACAAAGGUAGACGUUAAAGAUUUUCCAGGCGAAUUAUUAAUGGCGGAUUUGUGACGUGUGGAUGCGAGGAAGAGGAGUCCUGUUGAUUUUUUUACAAAUUGAACGUGUUCAGCUGUCUUCUGCAAAAUUGCAUUUUGCAGGGAUAGGGAGAGAAUGGAAAGAACACGAUUAGCUGCGAGGAGAGCGGCAAGCCGUUUGCAUAUGCAGGUGGUCAUCCAACAAGACCCAGCUUCAGGGGAUCAAGAUCCAAACGUUGUUCAUGUUGUUAUUGAGGAUGGUGGGGCCUUAGACUGUGCUGCGGACGGACAAGAGAUUCAAGUAGAGGCACAACACGAUACUUCGCGGGCGAAGAGCAGUGACAAUUCUUUAGCCGCAGCGGCACGUCCGUAUCCGUGUGCCUUCUGCGCGUCGAGAUUCGCGUUGAAGUCUUCGUUACGGCGGCAUGUUCGGUCACAACAUGCAAACCACCCCGAACGGGAGGUAAUGCUACGCAAAGCGUUUGAAUGCCGUUUGUGCCAUAGUGAGUUUACGACCAAUUCCGAUUUAUGGUUUCAUCGGCAGACGGUUCACGGUGCAGAAGGGCGCGUGUCGAACCUUACCAAAGGAACUGCGUCGGACACAACAGACGGCUCGCAAGGAGAGAGAUGCACUGACGAAAAAGACGAAGAGAAUGAAGUGGACGAUCAGGGGGGCUUCACUUGUGUGUUAUGCGCGUUCACAUAUCGGAAAGUUCAGGAUCUGAAACGUCACAUCCGGAGACGUCAUCCCGAGGCUCUAAUUAAAAAUGGCUAUGACGUUGGAGCGUUAGCAUCAUCGCUUAUCAUGGACAACAGCGAUCCUUUACACGGCUCCGAGCCCGUUCGGGUAUGCUCGAUAACUCCAGCUAAUCUCCACGGUGACCUGGUGACUCGUGUUCCAGCAACCACACAACUAGCUGUUCGAUGCGCUCGGAGUAACGGGAACACCCGAAGAGUUGUCGAAGAACUUCUUCAAUUGGAGGCACCUCAAGAAGUAGAGGAAGUCGUACUCAACGCUUCGGAGCACUAUGUCUGCUCGAAUGAGUAGCGGAUGCUAACAAGAGAUGUCGGCGGGUCGUCAACGAACAUACAGCGUCGUCUCCGUACUUUUCAGGCAGACUUAGGUAGCAAUCUUUUUGUCCACAUAGUCGAUGAUCUUUACCACUUGCCUCAUAUUUAACAACUUACAAGAAUUACAAUUAAUAAUGAAAUGACAAAACGGGGAGCGAAUGUAAUACUGAUCUGAUGAAUACGGGUCUUGAAACUUGGAGAGUUUUGCAAAUGUAAAGAUACGAACACUUGGAGCUUGGUAGCCGAUUGCUCGAGGUGUGUCUUUAUCUAAAUAAAAAAAGCUCAUGAUAUAUUUGACAGUUAGUAAUAAGGUUUCGGAUGUAAAUUAUCGGGUAGGAGAGAGAGAGAGAGAGAGAGAGAGAGAAUUGUAUGGCGAAAUUGGAGAAGAUAACCGUGGGUUCUCGAAGAAAUUUGGUCUGAUGAAUGAUCACAAUUAGCAACAACAACAUUGUGGAAUUAUCUUAAAAUAGAAUGACUUUUUGUAAAAAGGAAGUCUGUUCUUGAGAGGGAUUCGGUGCCUGCAGAGGCCGACUAAUAAAUCGGACCAUUCUUAAAAGCCUCCUGCAAUACUACGACAGCAGUGACGGAGGGUAAGAGCGGCCCUGAAUCACAUCCGAGAUGUGUCCGACACGCUGUUGUCCUGAUACAUUGUCACAACAACUAUGUGGUGAGGGCAAUGGAGUCGAGACAUGACGACCUAGUAAACACUGUAAAUAGCCAUGUCAAUAUGUCAAAUAAAUAGAGCUGCAUCUUGUAUAAAAAUGUUUAUUGAAAUAAUCUUGAGUUUUUCUUUUUUCAGAAAUCAAGGCUUCUGUGGUUGUAGUUGUGACAUGAUUGUAGCUUCACGGAUACUGUACCGUCAGUACUACCACAUUUUAUACCACAUUUUAUAUGUGAUUAUUGCGCCGCAGUCCAUUCUGUUUAUUUUAUAAUUAGUAACUAAUAUCAUUGCUAUUACUAUUAAUAAUUAAUUAUCCAUUUGUGGCAAUCACAAGAGAUAACUUUAAGGUCCAUAUUACCGGUGCGGCUAGGCAAAUAUGGAAGUGGCUUUUUUCAUUGCCGCCUGCGCAAACAGCAACAUAAUAAAAAUAAAUAAAUAACUAUCCAUCGUCAUCGUCGUCGUUGUCGUCGAUCAAACAAGAAAGUAUCAAAAAAUAGUCAUCAGCAACUCCAUGCAAUUUCUCUCACAUUACACCCGCCCUCCUUUGCCCCACUUCUGUAUUAAACCUAUCUAUUCGUUGAUAUUUUGGGUAGAACAAACUACACAGCCCCUCAAGCUUGCCCUUUAAACACUACAAGUUCCGCAGCAAUACUAAGGAUUAGAAGAAAUUAACGUCGAUAAUUAUAAUAAUCACGAUAAUGGUAAAAUAAAUUUAAUUCUACUCUAUCAACGAUAUAUAUAAUAAAUACAGAAAACAAAUUGGUAACCCAUACAUUAUGACAUUACAACGAACCUAACACAUUCACUCUUACCAUUUCUAUUUUCUCCUACAAGAGUUAUUAAAACAAAAUCUCCUAGCCCGUGU